This is a messenger RNA of Hydra vulgaris (swiftwater hydra), 2176 nucleotides long. RefSeq lists its product as uncharacterized. Lineage: Eukaryota; Metazoa; Cnidaria; Hydrozoa; Anthoathecata; Hydridae. The record is from RefSeq and is a predicted model, not a curated record.
AUUAAAAAUCCCAAAAUUAAAAUUAGAUCCCUAAGUGAUCAGGAAGAGCUACAUGUAAAUUUAAAAAUUUUACGUUCCAAGCCUUUUUUUUUUUCUUCACAUUAUUUUAUUAUUUUCAUAUCAUUCAGCAAGUUUUCAAAACAUGUGUCAAAAACUCAAGAUGUUUUUAAAACAUUUGUGGUCAUUCACAACUAUUUUUUAAAAACUUUAAUUGCACCAUAAACUUAGUGGAUUGUGUUUAAUCACUUGGCAACUUUUGAUUUAUUAAUUAUCUUACUUUAAACUUCGAUUUUUUUUUACUGUUUACAUAUCCGUACAAAAUGUUGAAAAUCAAAGAGAGGAAAACAAAAGAAAUUAGCUAUAACGCUCGGAAGUCUGUUUACCUGCUUAACUCGCCUUUAAGCUAUCUACCUACAAACCAACUUCCAUCAAAUAGAAGUGUUCUUCGAUAUUACUUGUUCCUAACUUCAGCUAGAGAUAAGCGAUUCAAACCUAUCAAAAUAAACUUUUCAUGUUCUCGAGCACAAGAGGAUGUUAUAUGUUAAGGGAAAGACGAGUUUUGUAAUUCAAAUACCGAAAAAUACUGUUUACUCCGACAAAUUGUAAAUAUUUGGAAGUCUGCUGGUUUCAGUAAUUACUUAAUUUCUAAGAGAAGUAUAGUGGAAAAGUUUAAAUCUCUAUACAGCAAAUACAAAACUUUGUGAAACAGUAAAACCUUUCAAAUCAAAAACCAAAUUUCCGAACGCCACAAAAAUGACUUUUACAAUAUGGUAGAGCAAUUGUUUGACAUCAGUGCAAAGGACUUUGAGAUGAAGUUGAGACGCGAUGAAUCAAUGCCUUGUGAUACUUCUGCUUUACAAGAGGAUUUGGCCUUCUUAGAUGAUCAAAGAACUAACAGAAAUAUGAUCAUAUCUUCUAAAAUUGAGACAGAGCUUGAAGCAAGGUUUCAGAGAAAGAUUGAUAGAUGCAAGAGGAAAGAAGAAUAUAAAGAUCGAGUACAGAAGAGCAAUGAUUCGAUAAUUCAUGACAACAAAGAAAAAAUUGGGGAAAAAAGGCAAUGGAAUCACAACUUUUUUCCUAACAAUGAUAUAAAUUUCAGUUUCGCAAGUGAGGAUCCUACAGAACCUAAAAAAACAAGAGCUGAAUCACAAUUAGAGUUUCAUAGAAAAGUUAUGUUCCAACUUGCUGAAAUUAAAAACAUUUUAGUAAAUAAAACUGCACAGUUUUUUAAUGAUCCAGAAGGUUAUAAACAACUUAAAAGUUCAGAUGAAGUUAAUGUUUUGAAAAGAAAAAUUGCAAAUGGAUAUAUCCAAUACAUCACUUUUGUAAAACAGUUAUCAUUAAUUGGAGGUAAAAAUUCAGUUGAUACAAUUAAAAAUGUUUUGCUCUUACUGACAACAGACACUAUUUUCAGAAUGCAGCAUGAAUGGUCUAAAGAAGAAAAAAAAGUUUAAAAAAUUGACAACUCUAUGUAUCGCUAUCACUGAUGCUGCUUCAAAGUCAAAUAAAAGCUUAACCAAAAUGGAUCUCAUGCAACUUAUUGGAAGAAUAAUUAGGCAUUCUUCAAACCGAUUCAAGAGAAAAUCCACCAAUAUCGAUAUCGAUCAACCAUGGCUUAAUUAACUUCAAUCAACUAUUGAGUUAUUUAUUUAUUUUGCAUUUUUCAGUAAUUUUCUUUUUACUUAUAAUAUACUAUCGAUUAUACUUUACAAAAUAUAUUAGUUUUUAAUUUGGAAAGUGUAACUUUGUUUGAAUAAUUUUUCCAAGUUUUUGUAAAAUUAAUAAUUCAUUUUAAAUAUAUGAAAUAACACUUUAUGAACUUUGAUUUCUCUUUAUACCUUCACUUGCCAUCUAAGGUGUGUAUUGUAUAUCAUUGCAUUUUUAUAUAACUUUUAAUAGAGUGUUUAGGUAAAUUUACGUCUCUAGGACGUCUGAAUAAGACGUCCUUAAGUCUUUCACAUGAGACCUGCCAGAGACGUCCAUAGGACGGCUGAAAAGACGUUUCUAGGACGUCUACAAUAAACGUCCCAAGGACAUCUUGAAAAGACGUCUUUAGGACGUCUGUAAUAGACGUCCUCAGGUCUUUCAUUUGAAACCAACUAAGGACGUCAUACGGACGAGACUUGAGACGUCUUAUAAACUUCUUCAAUAAAACACCCGUCAUACGGACGAGACU